AACUGCCAAACCCCCGUAUGUACUCACGCACCUCUAUCCGGCUCUGUGUGGAAAGAUGUCGGCAACCAGAGAGCCGAGCGGCGGGACGGGGACCUCCACACACACCUUUCAGACCUAGACUCACCUCAAACGGCGGAGACUCACUUGUGGAUAACUCUUUCUCGAAUGGGCGGAUAAAGCCAGUAUUUAAAGGGACUUGGUCGGAAGAAGUCGAGUGGAGUCGGUGUGCCGAAGACAGCAGCGCGUGCGGGCUAAGAAGCAGACGUCAGGACUGCCUCCAGUUCGGGGAUGUUAUCCGUACUGUCGUAUGGGCGACUGGUAGCCAGGGCUGUCCUGGGUGGCCUCUCUCAGACGGACGGUCGGGAUUACAGCCUGGUCAGCGCCAGUUAUGGCUUCGGCAAGGACUUUCGUAAGGGGAUCCUGAAGAAGGGAAUGUGCUACGGGGAUGACGCCUGCUUCAUAGCGAAGCACAAGAACGCUGAUGUCCUCGGUGUAGCAGAUGGUGUCGGUGGUUGGCGUGACUAUGGUGUGGACCCCUCACAGUUUUCUGCGACAUUAAUGAGAACGUGUGAGCGAUUGGUAAAGGAGGGACGCUUUACACCCAGUAACCCAGUUGGCAUCCUGACGUCAGGCUACUAUGAACUUUUACAAAACAAGGUUCCACUUUUAGGGAGCAGUACUGCCUGCAUUGUGGUUUUGGAUCGACGGAGUCACCGAUUGCACACUUGCAAUCUGGGAGACUCUGGCUUCCUUGUGGUCCGAGGCGGUGAAGUGGUUCACCGCUCAGAUGAGCAGCAGCACUAUUUCAACACGCCCUUCCAGCUAUCAAUUGCUCCUCCUGGAGCAGAGGGUGUUGUGCUCAGUGACAGCCCCGAAGCAGCUGACAGCUCCUCCUUUGAUGUCCAACUGGGUGACAUCAUCCUGACCGCAACUGACGGCCUAUUUGACAACAUGCCAGACUACAUGAUUCUUCAGGAGCUAAAAAAACUCAAGGCUACGAACUAUGACAGCGUCCUCCAGACGGCUCAGAGUAUUGCUAAGCAAGCGCAUGACCUGGCGUAUGAUCCUAACUACAUGUCCCCUUUUGCACAGUUUGCAUGUGACAAUGGCUUGAAUGUAAGAGGUGGGAAGCCUGAUGACAUCACGGUGCUGCUGUCCAUUGUGGCUGAAUACACAGACUAAACAUGUUUAUGUGAAAGACUCUUCACUUCAGCCACCCUGGGUGCCGCCAUCUUUAAUGCACUGUGGGCCGAUGGGAGACGCCCUUUGUCAUGACACAUACUCCUCGCUGUGGCUCAUCGUCCUCCCAUAUACAUUUUGAUUUCUUCCUCAUUUGGGUUUAUCUUGGAGAAAUUGAGGGGGAGCAGGCAGCUAGGAAAUUAACACAGUGAUGAUGAUGCAAAAGCUGAAAAGGGACUGCAUGCUUGGAUUCCUCAGUAAUGGUGUUUCACUGUGAGAAAGUGGAAGAAGGUCUAGUUAAUGCCAUUUAGGGACAAACUGAGAAGGUUGAGGAAUGAUGUCAUACCGUCAUUGUUAUUGGGAAAGUUAAAGGAACCCUAGCUUAAUAGUUGAGCCAGUGUGUGAGUGAUGACCAGGUUCUCGUUCGCAUAACGGAUCUGUGGUUAUGAUAUGGACACAUCCUGUAAAUACAUCUAUGUUUUGAGGGCUACACUCUGGCCUUUCGUUUGUAUUUGCUUUAAUUGUUAAAGCAAAGUUCUAUCUAAUGUUGAAGGUGUACACGUGUUCAUGAAUAUAAAUUUUUGUAUAAAAGACUAUGUUGAAGUGACACUUGCUAAUCCUUCGCUUCCAGUUGUUCAAAUGAACAAGUCUACUCAGCAAAGGCAGUUUGGCAGGUUAAAAUGUGUGUGCGGGUGUGUAAUUUGAACGUGUGUGUGUGUGUGGUAUUUCAUGUUUUUUUUUUUUUUUUUUUUUUUUUUUUGCGUCACACAAGCGCACGCUAGUGUCUGACGGUGCUUCUAGCUGCGAUGAUAGGUCAGGUGUGAAUUUAAAGCCAGAUAAAUAUAUAUAUUUUUAAUGUUGCGUAGUUACUAGGACGAGGUUUGUAUUGUCUGCCUGAGGUUUGUGUGAUGGCUGACAACAAUCGAGCCAUCGUGCCACAAGUCAGGGUUGUGCGUGCGUGAGGGAGUGGUUUGUUUGCUUUUUUUGUUGGUUUGUUUUGCAAUUCUAUGCUGCUUCAGUCGUUUUAUGUCUGACUUUUUGUUCUUAAUUUCAAUGUUUUCACCAUGAUUGUACAGAUCACAUGCAAAUAUUGUACUGGAUUCAGUGAAAGUACGACAGAGGUGUGGGACAUACUGUUUUACAUGUCAUGUAAAUGUCUGCCAUCCAGAACAGCAACAGAUACACCAAAAAUUAUUUGCGUGUACGUCCUUGGGCCUUGAUCCUUUCAUGCAUCAUACAGCAAUACCAGACAUACUUUCUCAUCUGCUGUAGUCAAACUUAGAACCAAAGAAGGGAAGCCAUAUAUUCGUGCGUAAGUGGUGUUAGCCGUGCUGCUAAGUGUGACACCAUUAUUGUCUCUGACAUGGUCAAACUGGUUCCACAGGAUUCUAGAAGUGAUCAUCAAGUACUACACAGAGGAAACACGCAUUUGUGUUGCUCACUUCACACUGAUGGCUCUUUUGAUAUUCCCUGUCAGUGCUACUUGCAUGAUAUGUCAACCUGUUCAAAAGAUUGUCAUUUUUCCAUGUAUUCUUGUGUCCACAACGGUUUGUAUAGAGGUUUUGAAGUUGUUUUGUUUUGGAUAGGGAUGUGACUUAAUGCAGAAGGAGGGUGUGCAAGAACAAAAAAUGGUGCUGUGAACUUGCAAAGCGAGGGUGAUCACAGUUUCAGCCUUAACUAAACGCCAGACCUGUAAUCAAGAGGCCUUUCCUGUCAUUGCAAGCUUGUUGUACGCGUUGUCCAGUGUGUGUUGUCAAUGAUGUCUGCCACCCUGUUUCCUCUCCCGUAAAGCAGUUCUCAAUGGUGCUUCUGCCUCCUGUCUGGAAUGGUUGUCUGAGUUGCAGCUGAGAUGUUUGUGAGUGUGUGUGUGUGAAAGACAUCUGUCUUCUGUGUAACAAAGCAGGUCUAAUUUAUGUAAAUAUGUUUUCAAAUGUGUACAAUAUUUAAAUAAAGA
Messenger RNA from Synchiropus splendidus (mandarinfish), 3133 nucleotides. Its product is annotated as protein phosphatase PTC7 homolog. The record is from RefSeq and is a predicted model, not a curated record. Bases 289 to 1182 code for a protein of 297 amino acids. NCBI's taxonomy places the organism in Eukaryota, Metazoa, Chordata, Actinopteri, Syngnathiformes, Callionymidae. The transcript has 6 exons.